CUGCUCUGUUAGUGGCUGCAGAAAUUAAAAGAGACAGACACACAUUUUUAUCUCAGUGAUCUGCAAACUUUUUUUUUUUUUUGUUUGCCACUUGAUCUAAAAACGUGAGACCGUGGCGACCCAAUUCACAAUCACUUCGUUUUGUCCACGUGUAAUUAAAAAAUAUCACGCAGAAGCUACUUUGGGUUUCAAUGUCUUGCUCAAGGACGUUUGAGCCGCGCAGAAAUCACCGACCUCGCGAUGCGGCGACGACUUUCUCUCCCCGCGAAGCAGUUUAACAACAUUUCUUACAUUUCGUGCGCAUGAUCGAGCAAACCGAUGCUUAUCGCUUCAGCUCUACGGCUGAUGCUGGACGCUCGCGUUGGGAAACCCAGCGAACUGAGGACAGCAGUUGUCAUCCGAGAAUUCUGCUAUAAAUGACUAACGUUGAGAGACUUCACUAGAAUGAUUGAUGUUUGUAGCAUCAUUCUAAACGUUAAUGAGUCCAAGUCCGUGCCCACACGCCCACAGAUGGCACAAGCAUCUAGUGGCAGAAAUCAGUCCUGCCCCCAAGUGCCAUUUGUGAGUGUGUGUGUGUGUGUGUGUGUGCUCACUUAGCUGACCGUUUGUGGCCAGCUGGAAGCAGAGACCCGUAUUCACUCUUAGUAUUAAGACUAGUAUUAGCCAAAUCAUUUCAUUGCCUCGCAGGGGGACGUCUUCACUGGAUGUUUGUCUUCGAGACGAGUCUUUGGCGAUGUUUCGUGGUCACCAUAAAGCCACGACGCUGUACCCAGGCCGGCCCCUCGUGUCCCGGUGGAAUCCUCCUUGUAAUCCAAGUCUGCGUGCCCUUAUGUGGGUCAACCCCAUCAGUCCCCCCCACCACGCUCCAACCACGCUUCAGCCUUUCAGACCGCGCGCAAGUGCGACUUCAAUCACCUGUGGAACAGUCUGGGCCGAGGGGGCUUAACAAAGGGAACAUCUUCGUGGUGAGUCUGGCGGUGGCCGACCUCUUGGUGGCCAUCUACCCGUACCCUCUGGUCCUCACCUCCAUCUUCCACGAUGGCUGGGACCUGGGCUACGUCCACUGCCAGAUCAGCGGCUUCCUCAUGGGCGUCAGCGUCAUCGGCUCCAUCUUCAACAUCACCGGCAUCGCCAUCAACCGCUACUGCUACAUCUGCCACAGCCUCAAGUACGACAAACUGUACAGCGACGCCAACUCCGUCUGCUACGUCGUGGUGAUCUGGGCGCUGACCGUGGUGGCCAUCGUGCCCAACCUGUUUGUGGGCUCCAUCCAGUACGACCCGCGCGUUUACUCCUGCACGUUCGAGCAGUCGGCCAGCUCGGCGUACACCAUCGCGGUGGUCUUCUUUCACUUCAUCCUGCCCAUCAUGAUUGUCACGUACUGCUACCUGCGCAUUUGGAUACUGGUCAUUCAGGUGCGGAGGCGGGUCAAGCCGGACAACCGGCCCAAGCUGACGCCGCACGACGUGAGGAACUUUGUCACCAUGUUCGUGGUGUUUGUGCUUUUCGCCGUGUGCUGGGCUCCGCUCAACCUCAUCGGCCUGGCGGUGGCGAUCAAGCCCAAGGAGGUGAUUCCCCUCAUCCCCGAGUGGUUAUUCGUGGCCAGCUACUUCAUGGCCUACUUCAACAGCUGCCUUAACGCCAUCGUGUACGGCGUGCUGAACCAGAAUUUCCGGCGCGAGUACAAACGCAUUGUAGUGUCGGUGUGCACGGCGCGCAUCUUCCUCCAGGACAGCUCCAACGACGCCGGGGAGAGGAUCAAGAGCAAACCGUCUCCACUCAUGACCAACAACAACCGGGUGAAGGUGGACUCCGUCUGAGUGAGAACGCCAAGAAAAAAGAAAAAAAAAACCCGAAGCAAACGUAUGCUGUGACUUGAGCGGGGAAAAAAAACAAAACACAAAAACAAAUGUGAGAAAAAUACCAAAUAUGAGUAUAAAACGGUUUAGUCAUACGGUGCUAUCGGACCUCUGAACCAUCAGGGGUGCAUAUUAUCUUUUUGUCUUUUAAUCGAGCACUCCUGUUUGACUCUGAAGUACCUGUAGUACAGUAAAUCUAUGAUGUCCGUUUGUUUUACAUAUUUACAGUGAUGAUUUAAAUGUAUCAUGCAUUAUGUACGUAUUUAUUUUAUAUGAAAUGUUGUGUAGAUAUAUGGUGGGAUAUAUCUGGUUCCAUUUAAAUGAAAACAACAUUUUAUCCGGCUGAUGGAAAAAAAAAAAAAGACAAAAGUUGGUUGAAAAUAUAACCAACAAUUUGUAUAACCUCAUUUGUGACACUGUUACACUAAUUGAGUGCAAGCAUUGUGAGUUGCUGCUGUCUUAUUAUACUGCGAUACAUUAAGUGGAAUAUAUAUUUGAGUAUCUCUCUCUUUUGCUCUCUCUGCCACCUUGUGAGUUAAUUAUUCUGUAUGCAUGGAUAUGCAGGAAUCGUUCUAAUGCAAAAUAAAUCUGAUAUUGAUGGACAAUGUU
Gasterosteus aculeatus aculeatus (three-spined stickleback) is the source of this 2468-nucleotide messenger RNA. The record is from RefSeq and is a predicted model, not a curated record. Lineage: Eukaryota; Metazoa; Chordata; Actinopteri; Perciformes; Gasterosteidae.